Messenger RNA from Saccostrea echinata, 1007 nucleotides. Its product is annotated as DNA-directed RNA polymerase II subunit RPB1-like. Gene Ontology annotation, molecular function: DNA binding. The record is from RefSeq and is a predicted model, not a curated record. Gene Ontology annotation, biological process: transcription by RNA polymerase II. Bases 306 to 1007 code for a protein of 233 amino acids. The transcript is spliced from 2 exons. NCBI's taxonomy places the organism in Eukaryota, Metazoa, Mollusca, Bivalvia, Ostreida, Ostreidae.
UUUGCUUCAAUUUUUAUUUAAAAUAAUGCUAAAAAUUUAUAAUUUAUUAGAAACUUCCCGGAGGACCCAUACCAGGUUGAAGAAGAUAAACCCUCCCCUAAACAAAGUCAACCUACAUAAAAGAGAAAAUUAAGUGAAUCAGAAGACUCACUAAUUCUUUUGAGAAGGUAAAUUUAUUUAAUCUCUACUCUUAUUCUAAAAAAAUAUAAGAAUACCCCCACUCCACCACAUACUAUUGAAAUGUUUUAAAGUGUAAACAUAAACAUUUUUUUUACUUUUUUUUUUGAAAAUCUUUUCGUAGGAAAAUGAAGAAAGAAAACAGCCCUGAGAGUGAGGGGUUCUCGCAGCAGACGAAAGAGGAGCAUCCACUGCUGAAAACAUUCAGAGAAGACAACCCAGGGAAAUAUACAACGUUUGAAAAACGUAUCCGGUCAACGUUUACCCUCACGACACCAGUGUGUAACACGUUGACUGUUAGCCAUAAACCUGCGUCGACAGAGUCAGGAGUGUUCAACCCACCAGUGCCUAUAAAAUCCCAGGGAUACAGUCCCUCAUCUCCGGAUUACAGUCCCUCAUCUCCGAAUUACAGUCCCGUAUCUCCGGAUUACAGUCCAGUAUCUCCGGAUUACAGUACAGCAUCGACACCAGUGCUAAUAAAGUCGGAACCUACAUGUACAGUCACCCCAAUGAUGACUCUGACAACAACACCCCAGGCCCCCCUUCCGUCAUUCGCCGGAUAUAGUCAGGUAUCUUCGGAAUACAGUCCAGCAUCGACAAAAGUGCUAAUAAAGUCGGAACCUACAGUCACCCCAAUGAUGACUCCGACAACAACACCCCAGGCCCCCCUUCCUUCAUUCGCCGGAUAUAGUCAGGUAUCUUCGGAAAACAGUCCAGCAUCGCCACCAUUGCUACUAAAGUCGGAACCUACAGUCAACCCUAUGAUGACUCGGACAACCACCCCCCCCCCCCCCCCCCACAAUCAACACCGAGUCUCUCUCCAGUUGUAG